AUGGCUGAUUCGGACGAAGAGUACGUUGGGGAAGUGUCCGACGAAGAAAACGAUGUCAAAGGUUUCCGAGAUGCCCGGGAAACAGCGCCUGUAUCCCGUCCAAAGCGGAGAAAACAGCGCGGGGGUGCUGAAUGGGAGGUUUCGAGGACUUGGGAGACCUUGGUCGAGGGUGCUGAUGGCACAAUCAGCUCUACUGUUGAAGGACUUUUAGAAGCCGGGAAAAGGAAGAGACUUUUGAGAGAUACAACACCAUUGCAACGUGGUAUUAUCCGGCAUCUCAUCUUGGUUCUGGAUUUGUCCCAGUCCAUGGCCGAGAAAGAUCUGAGGCCGACACGAUAUCUUCUUACCCUGCGAUACGCACAAGAAUUUGUGCGGGAAUUUUUCGAGCAGAAUCCCAUAUCCCAACUUGGCGUGCUUGGCUUGAGGGAUGGCCUUGCAAUCCGGGUCAGUGAUAUGAGUGGCAACCCCACGGAGCACAUCAGUGCCAUACAGGCUUUGAGGGAUCAUGACCCCAAAGGACUUCCUAGCUUGCAGAAUGGGCUUGAAAUGGCACGUGGUGCUUUAUUUCAUACUCCUAGUCAUGGAACCCGAGAAGUAUUUGUGAUCUUUGGAUCUCUCCUUUCCUCCGAUCCGGGCGAUAUACAUCAGACGAUUACCACGUUGAUAAAUGACAAGAUCCGUGUCAGGAUUGCAGGUUUGGCCGCUCAGGUGGCUAUUUGCCGUGAACUCUGCUCGAGGACCAAUGGGGGUGACGAUACCAC
This is a messenger RNA of Aspergillus thermomutatus, 761 nucleotides long. RefSeq names its product TFIIH/NER complex subunit SSL1. Gene Ontology annotation, biological process: nucleotide-excision repair; regulation of transcription by RNA polymerase II. The annotation marks the transcript as partial. Gene Ontology annotation, cellular component: transcription factor TFIIH holo complex. NCBI's taxonomy places the organism in Eukaryota, Fungi, Ascomycota, Eurotiomycetes, Eurotiales, Aspergillaceae. The transcript is spliced from 3 exons. The record is from RefSeq and is a predicted model, not a curated record.